Messenger RNA from Penicillium odoratum, 486 nucleotides. RefSeq lists its product as uncharacterized. Lineage: Eukaryota; Fungi; Ascomycota; Eurotiomycetes; Eurotiales; Aspergillaceae. Bases 1 to 486 code for a protein of 161 amino acids. The record is from RefSeq and is a predicted model, not a curated record. The transcript is spliced from 2 exons.
AUGUACUAUAUCCUUUACCUGGCAAGCCUCUGCCGCCGUCGCCACUGGCACGAACCCUCCUACGAAGCCUACACCAGCCAAACGGGGUUUACCUGCAUAGUCCGAGUAAACAACCGCGAAUACCAAACGGAAAGUGUCUGCGAAUCAGAAGUACUAGCCCGGGAAAGCGCAGCCAUGCGCGCAUAUCUCAUCUGCCGCAAUUUCUCCGUCAACGACGGCAUGAUUCCUGCAGGCCAUGCGAGACACGGAGGGGCUGUGCAGGGAAUCCCUGUUGCUAUUGGGACAGGACGGAAGUCGAGGGAUGAUGAUGAUACGGAGGGAAGUACUAGUAGUGGGAGUUGGAGUGGGGGGAGUAGUCCUGAGCGGAUGGAUCGAGAUUUUCAUAUGGGAUUGGCUGGGGAUGGAUCUGGGGAUGGGUUUGGGUCUGAGAGGGGAACGAGGCCUGUUUCUUUAGUUGGGAUGGUUGAUUAUGUGAGGGAGAUGUGA